Messenger RNA from Schistosoma rodhaini, 318 nucleotides. The record is from the annotation of a GenBank genome assembly. Lineage: Eukaryota; Metazoa; Platyhelminthes; Trematoda; Strigeidida; Schistosomatidae.
AUGGGAUAUGCGUUUGGAACCAUAAUAUUGAUUUGCCUACUUAAUGAAUCAAUAAAAGCAUUCGAUACAGUUCAAAAAAAUAUCACAGAGCAAAAUAUCACAGAGCUCUACAAGAAAGAAUUAUCAGAUGUGAAUGAAAGAGACAAAAAUCUGAAAGCCAUGUUUAGUAACAUUCAAGAAAGUAAAUAUCAUAACGAUGAAUUUCAACCAAACGCAAACAGCACAAUAAUAAGUAGAGUAUGGCAACUAUUCAAUCAUUGUUUUCUAACUUUUGAUAAUUUGGCUAAAAUUAUUCAAAAUGAUCGCGCAUUAAAAUAA